Molecule: messenger RNA, 1132 nt
Organism: Rosa rugosa (rugosa rose)
Lineage: Eukaryota; Viridiplantae; Streptophyta; Magnoliopsida; Rosales; Rosaceae
Product: membrane-anchored ubiquitin-fold protein 2
Exons: 5
Coding region: 442-789 (115 amino acids)
Molecular function (GO): protein binding
Source: RefSeq, a predicted model, not a curated record
CAUUUGUAUUGGCAUUCAAUUUGGUAUUGGCAUUUAAAGACAAUAUUGGAAGUUGGCAAAAGGCAAAGGGUCACAUAUAUUUAUAUAAUAAGCGAGGAAAAUGUGUCCAUUUCCAUAAGCCUUGGGAGAUUGGAAGGAGAAGGCAAGAAAGAAUGGAGUCAUUUGACCACGGAUUUAGAAGACUUUGAAAACUCCGAAACAGCCUUCCUUCUAUUACUACUGCUUGCUUAUUUUUUCAUCUUGUUCAUUAAUUAAUUAAAACCCAAAUCGACUUCAUCUUCAUCAUCAUCGCUUGGUUUUCUGGACCCUCUCCCCCAACUUUGAGCGAGACCCAGAUCAGUAUCGCAGCCAACAAGGACCCCAAUAAAUUGAGGGGUUUUAUAAUUCGUUUGAACAAGUAGAAGAAGGAGAAAUCUUGAACCGUUUUGAAAUCGUUUGAAGAUGGCUGGAGUGCAAGACCAAUUGGAAAUCAAGUUUCGGUUGAGUGAUGGAUCAGAUAUUGGCCCCAAAAGCUUUCCUGCUGCUACAAGUGUUUCGACCUUGAAAGAAAGUAUUCUUGCGCAAUGGCCUAAAGACAAGGAGAAUGGUCCAAGGACUGUUAAAGAUGUCAAGCUGAUAAGUGCAGGAAAGAUAUUGGAGAACAACAGAACAGUUGGGGAGUGCCAAAGCCCAAUAUGCGAUGUUCCUACAACUAUGCAUGUCGUUGUUCAACCACCUUCUUCGGAGAAAGCAGAAAAGAAAAUGACAAGUGAACCGAAGCAGAACAAAUGCGUCUGUGUUAUAUUAUAAUUUUUGCAGUUCAAAUAGUGGGGAUAACAUCAUUUUUAGGUAGAGAGAGAGUUGGAGCUAGUGAAGAAAAUGGAUUUGGUGAAACUGAUUCAUCUAUAUUGGAAAUAUGCAGGCUUCAUAGAAUCAUGUCAUUGUUUUGUUCAGGUCCAUCAUACUUUGUUUGUUUUCAACUCUAUUAGACUAUGCUAAAUCAAACAAUCUUAUAUAAGAUUUUUAUGUAAAAAGUUCAUGGGUGUACCUACUGCAUUUGUUUUCAUAUAUUACAUUUCACGUUUCAUUCACCAUGUAUAAAUAUUGAUGGAUGAUCUUGGAAAUCAUACUUUAUGACAGAGGAAUUGCCAGA